Daucus carota subsp. sativus is the source of this 1959-nucleotide messenger RNA. RefSeq lists its product as uncharacterized. Gene Ontology annotation, molecular function: protein dimerization activity. The record is from RefSeq and is a predicted model, not a curated record. Bases 1 to 1959 code for a protein of 652 amino acids. The transcript has 4 exons. Lineage: Eukaryota; Viridiplantae; Streptophyta; Magnoliopsida; Apiales; Apiaceae.
AUGAGUGAUUUUCAUCCUAAUGAAAGGGAUUUAGUGAGAAGAACAUACAUACAAAGAGGGCCUUGCCAACCGGUCGAUUAUGUGUUUCCUAAAACACAAAAUUGGAUUAAAGAGCGUCCCUUUAAUGUUCGAUGGUAUGAUACUUGGAAAUCUUGGCUUGAGUAUAGUGUGGAUAAAGAUGUUGCCUUUUGUUUCAUUUUCUAUUUGUUCAAGGCUGAAAAUACUGCAGGGGGUGAUGCUUUUGUUAAUGAAGGCUUUAAGUCUUGGAAUAGAUUAUCUACCAUUAGAGAUCAUGUUGGAAGCAUUAGCAGUGCUUUAUUAAAACAAACAGUGGAGAUUAAGAAUGCAUAUCACAAGCGAUUAGAAGCAUCAGUUACAGCCAUCAGAUGGCUUUUGCUACAAGGGCUGCCAUUUCGUGGGCACGAUGAAAAAGAAAGUUCAAGCAAUAGAGGUAAUUUUGUUUCAUUGUUAACUCUUUUCUCAGAACAUGAUCCUGAAUAUGCUAAAGUAGUUUUAAAAAUGGCUCCUGGUAAUUGUCAACUCAUUUCUCCGGUAGUUCAAAAAGAUAUUAUUCAUGCUUGUGCAAAAGAAACGACUAAGGCAAUAUUUGAAGAGCUUAAUGAUGGAUUUUUUUCAAUUCUUGCCGAUGAUUUCGUUGAUAUUUCUGAUAAGAAACAAAUGGCUCUUCGUUUGCGAUAUGUCAAUCAAAAAGGAGAAGUGUGUGAACGAUUUAUUGGUGUUGUGCAUGUUCCCAAUACUACUUCAUUAACUCUUUUGGCAGCUAUUGAGUCAUUACUCAUGGAAUAUUCAUUGACUUUCUCUCAAGUUCGGGGUCAAGGUUAUGAUGGGGCGAGUGAUAUGCAAGGUACAAUCAAUGGGCUCAAAACUAUAGUGCAGAAUGAAUGCCCCCAAGCAUACUUUGUUCACUGCUUUGAACAUCAACUUCAGUUGACACAAGUUGCAAUUGCUAAGAAAAACUUUGAUUGUGCAUUAUCUUUGGGUGAAAUUGAGACGGGAAGUGGUUUAAAUCAAGAACGUGGUUUAGGUAGACCAUGUGAUACUCGUUCGGGCUCUCAUUUUAAAACAAUAUUGAAUGUUCUUAAUCUAUAUCCCACGAUCUUUGAGUCUCUUGAUGCUAUUGCAGAAGUUUCUGAUACAAUUGACUCUAAUAAAGCUCAAUCCAUCAUCCUUCUGUUGAUGUCUUUUGACUUUGUGUUUGUGGCUCACUUAAUGGUUUCUAUAUUUGGGAUAACAAAUGAGUUAAAUGUGGCUUUGCAAAAACAUGAUCAAGAUAUUGUAAAUGCUAUGUCUAUGGUUAACAUAACCAAGACAAAUUUACAGAAGAUGCGAGGUAAAGGAUGGGAUUCUCAUAUGGACAAGCAAAUUUACAUCAUUUCUGAGUUGAAGUAUUUAUUAGUGUCAUUGAUCUUCAAUUGCAAGAACUUGAAAAUCGCUUCCCCGAGGUUAGUAAGGAAUUACUUAUGUGCAUGUCAUGCUUUAGUCCCGUUAAUUAAUAGAUUUGCUGCUUUUGACAAAAGUAAAUUACUUCGACUUGCUACAUUCUACCCAAAGGAGUUUUCAAGUAGUGAAUUGUUAUUCUUUCAGCAUUCUCUAGAGAAUUUUAUUGUUUCCAUUAGAGAAGAUGAGAGAUUUUGGAAUUUAAAAAGUCUUGGCGAGCUUUCCGUGAAACUUGUUGAAACGGGAAAGCAUACAACUCAUGAAAGUGUCUACUUGUUACUGAAAUUGGUCUUGAUUCUCCCUGUUGCAACGACAAGUGUUGAAAGAGUUUUUUCGGGAAUGACGCAAGUGAAAGCUAAACUACGAAAUAGCAUAGGAGAUCAAAUGUUGAAUGAUUGUUUGAUUACAUAUCAAGAGAGGGAUUUAUUUUUGAAUAUUAAGAUGAAUGAUAUUGUAAAUUGCUAUCAAAACAUGAAAACUCGUCGAGAUCAAUUGCAGUAA